CGUCUGAUUCAUUCUAAAGACCGCUGAUGAAGAAACGUCACCCAAUUCGACGGUUAAAUUGAGUAAAACUUUCUCAUUCAAAUAUGCAUUUUGUUUUGGAAUAGCUAAUCUCUUUGACCAUGAAGUUGGUUCAUAAAGACAUCGAGAAGGAUAAUGCCGGUCAGGUGACACUAAUACCUGAGGAAGCAGAGGACAUGUGGCACACCUACAACCUGCUGCAGGUGGGCGACAGCCUCAGAGCCUCAACCAUCAGGAAAGUGCAGACAGAGUCCUCCACGGGGAGUGUGGGCAGCUCACGUGUGCGCACCACACUAACUUUAUGUGUGGAGACGAUAGACUUUGAUUCCCAGGCCUGUCAGCUCAGAGUCAAAGGAACAAACAUCCAGGAGAACCAGUAUGUGAAGAUGGGUGCCUAUCAUACGAUUGAGCUGGAGCUCAACAGGAAGUUCACUCUCGCUAAAAAAGUCUGGGACAGUGUGGUGUUAGACAGAAUUGAGCAGGCAUGUGAUCCCGCUCAGAAAGCAGAUGUGGCUGCUGUUGUGAUGCAGGAAGGUCUGGCCAAUCUGGUUCUCGUGACUCCAGCCAUGACCUUACUAAGGGCGAAGGUUGAGGUCACCAUCCCCCGCAAGAGGAAAGGCAGUUGUACCCAACAUGACAAGGCAUUAGAGAGAUUUUAUGAAGCUGUCAUGCAGGGCAUUCUGAGACACUUCAGUUUUGAUGUGGUGAAGUGUGUUCUGGUGGCCAGUCCAGGAUUUGUGAAAGAUCAGUUCAUCUCGUACCUCUUUAAAGAGGCUGUGAGGCAAGACUGUAAACUUCUUCUGGAGAACAGAUCCAAAUUUAUGGUGGUGCACUCCUCAUCUGGACACAAAUAUUCACUCAAAGAAGUGCUGUGUGAUCCAGCAGUCACAGCCCGAUUGUCUGACACCAAGGCAGCUGGAGAGGUCAAGGCUUUGGAAGACUUUUACAAGAUGCUUCAACAGGAGCCUGAUCGAGCUUUCUAUGGGUUGGCUCAUGUGGAAAGAGCAAGUGAAGCUUUAGCCAUUGACAUCUUGAUGAUCAGUGACCAACUAUUUAGACAUCAAGACAUAGCCACCCGCAGCCGGUAUGUUCGGCUUGUAGACAACGUGAAGGAAAAUGGAGGAGAUGUCAGAAUAUUCUCAAGCCUACAUGUAUCUGGAGAUCAGUUGAAUCAGCUGAGUGGAGUGGCGGCCAUCCUGAGGUUCCCCAUCGCUGACGUGUCUGACACUGAGGAGGACAGCAGCUCUGAUGAAGACUGACAUCAUGCUCUUUUGCAAAAGGAUUUGACAUGAAAGGGUGGAACUGCUUCGCAGUUUGGAACUAAAGGGAAUGAGACUCAGUUAUGGCCUUACUAAAGGAUAUGAAAUCAGUUGAAACAUCACAAAACACCGGUAUAAUUAUGAUUAUUUGGGGUGGUUAUUAAGCAGGAAAGCUGAAGAAUGUUAUGAAGUACUGGAUGUAUAUUACUUUAUAAAUCCUUGUGUUAUAUCUUAUCAAGGAUGUAUAAUAACCCACAUUGCUAAGUGGAUACUCGGCAGUCUUUGAAACAAACAACACUUAAUUGUGAAUAAUUGCAAAUUAAUCUAGAGUCUUAAGGCAUUUCAGAACUGGAUUAUUUGCAUAGUUCCGACACUGGUACCUUAAUUGCAAUGCACUGGUUUCAGAAAAGAACAAUUUUGAAUGAGAAACAAACCAAACUAAGGAAGAAAAUGCAGGUUUCUAAACAAAUGCUCCAAACGAGCCAGGUUUGAAAACACCCAUAGUAAAUGUUCAACUGUGUCUCUAUAUGCGCUACACAGAAUAACACCCAUUGGUGUAAAUAGUCAAAUUCGUUUUCAGAGGUGAUUCGAUUCUAUUCAGAAAUUGCCAUGCAUAUUUUGCCAGCCCAUUGUCCAACAUCAUAGUUUGUUACAUACAGAAAUGGUGGCAAACAUACCUAAAUAGUCACACUUAAAAGGCCAGUGCCAAGCAUAAACACAAUGCUAUAAAUUCUAUUAAAAAUGUCACACUUUAGACUCCAAUAGCAAUACAAACUCAAGUUACAUAGCCAUGCAAGAGCUGUUUCCAGUCAAUCUUUAUCCUAGAUUUAAUGUAGCUUCUUUGAUGACGAUGACUCAUGUUUUAUGAUGCAUUCAAGUUAUGUAGGAAAGAUACUUUUUAUGAAUUUAAUGCACAUAAAUGAUAUCACAAAAUCGUAAUUAUGAGUGGGUAACUCAGAGCUUUUAUUUAGGCCCCGAGUUUUCGAGUUGGGGGCAUGUCAGUGAGAAAACAAGCUGGACAUAAUAGAUGCAGAAUCUAUAUCGACUAUAGAUUUGUUGAAAUCAAUUAAGUUAUAUUUCUUUUACAAUAAAAAUCUCCAGGGCUGGCCCAAGCCUUUAUGGGGCCCUAAGCAGAAUUUUACAUUGGGGCCCCCUCAGUGCCACCGAUAUGACUGAUUCUUGUCAAUGCUUGAUUAAUCACACACUAUAAAUCUAACACACCCAAAAUAAAUGGUAUUUGUUGUAGCUGUGUUGCUUACAUCA
Messenger RNA from Carassius carassius (crucian carp), 2540 nucleotides. Its product is annotated as protein pelota homolog. Bases 120 to 1277 code for a protein of 385 amino acids. The transcript is spliced from 13 exons. Gene Ontology annotation, biological process: nonfunctional rRNA decay; nuclear-transcribed mRNA catabolic process, no-go decay; ribosome disassembly. NCBI's taxonomy places the organism in Eukaryota, Metazoa, Chordata, Actinopteri, Cypriniformes, Cyprinidae. The record is from RefSeq and is a predicted model, not a curated record. Gene Ontology annotation, cellular component: cytoplasm.